CGUCAGUGAGAGGGCAGACAGGGCAGAGAGCAGGACAAAUACUAUUUACCCCAAAAAUCUUUGGGUUACUCUGUCAACAUGAGCCGAAUCACUGCAGCUAUUCGGCGGACGUUUGGACUAGUUCGCGAACACGUCGGGACAGAUCACUUGGGGAACAGAUAUACCUUGAUCCCAGAACAGAAGACAUGGACGGGAAGAGUUGUCCGUGCCAAGCGAAUGGUAGAGGCAGCCAAUGCUACAGAGUAUGAAUAUACAGAAGGCAGCAUACCGAUAGAGUGGGACGCUUGGCUCCGAGGCAGAAGGAAGGAACCCCCCUCCAUCGAGGAGCUGCAGAAGAAUGUGUCGUACAGGGAGCAAAUCAAGCUGAAGGCCAAGGAGGUGGAGGAGAAAGAUCUGGCCCUUCAGGCUAACGAGUAUCAGGAAGGUCUGGUGGCGACUCCUGUAAAGACUUUAGCCAAAGGCCAUGCAGCCACCACCAGCUUUGGCAAGGAGGAGAUGUCUGAGGAACCCACCAGCACUGCAAACACAUUUCAGCCCGGCUCCUGGAUGCCCACUGCCAAGAAAUAGACCAAGACAUUCGUAUACACUGACAAUAGUCUAAUGGAGAAGCCCUGCAAUAAAUAGUACCAAUUUGUCACAAACAUUUAUGGAAAUAUUUUCGAAACAAUCAUCUCACAUUUAAGUCUCAAAUAAUUCUGCAUUGUUUCAGAGUAAAACUAUUUAUUUCAAUGCCUUUUUUAGGUCUACAUUCUACUUUUCUGGUCCCUCAGUAUAUAUUAUACUAUAGUAUACACAAGAUCAUUUUAAUCUCUCACUUUAUAAGUAAUGAAAAUAAUUGAAUGAAGCAGAACGUUGAAAUUGUUCAGGUGUACACUGACUGCAAAUGUUGCAGGGAUGCUAACUGUAAUUCAAUUCAAUUAAACCUCGUAUUGAGCCAAAGCUAAAUGUUGUAAUAGCACCUGAAGAAUGCAUUUCAUUUGGUUGAUUGUUCCUUGUAAAAUACAGGUUUUUGAAAAUUAGAUGUUGUGAAAUCUGGUGAAAAUGUAUAAACUAUUGGGAUGAAGUGCUAAUUCUAAAUUAAAUGUGGUGCAAUUCGACUGCAGUAACAUUUACAAUACAGUGUUACGCAGGUGGCCCCUACUGCCUACGGGUCAUAGGUCAAACUCACAACCAGUUUAGCAACUAAUUGAUCUGCCACAGUAUGAAGUUCCAUCCCCUGAGGUUAGAGUUCAUGUUGGCAGCAGAGUUGCUGAAGAAAGGAGCCCAAAAGGAACAGCAUGAGGACUUGCAAAAUCCAAAAAAAAGAAGCUAUGAACUAGGAUCUUUCAGCCAAGAACAUGUUCUUCCUACACAUGCAAAUGCUCUCAGGAGAUGACAGCACUCUGGAUCCCAGGAUUAAAGAGGUGAAUGAGUAAAAAAUGGGUCAACUAA
Solea senegalensis (Senegalese sole) is the source of this 1431-nucleotide messenger RNA. RefSeq names its product NADH:ubiquinone oxidoreductase complex assembly factor 2 (gene ndufaf2). NCBI's taxonomy places the organism in Eukaryota, Metazoa, Chordata, Actinopteri, Pleuronectiformes, Soleidae. The record is from RefSeq and is a predicted model, not a curated record. Gene Ontology annotation, cellular component: membrane. Gene Ontology annotation, biological process: mitochondrial respiratory chain complex I assembly. The coding region runs from base 79 to 567 and encodes 162 amino acids. The transcript has 4 exons.